AUGCAAGAGAUUUUAGGACGAUUACCAUCUGAUUUAUUUCAUGUAAAAUACUUUGGAGAUGACAUGAUUUUAAACCAACCAGUGGAGACUUGGCCUCAUUGUGAUGCACUCAUUGCCUUCUUUUCUCAUGGUUUUCCACUACAAAAAGCACAGGAUUAUGUUGCAUUACGUCAUCCUGUAGUGGUAAAUGAUUUGGAUACACAAUAUCUGUUACAGGAUCGUCGGGAGGUUUAUCGUGUAUUACAAGAGCAUGAUGUACCUACACCUCGUCAUGUAUUUGUUAAUCGAGAUGGUUAUGGAGGUAAGAAUGAUUUUCCUAACGUGAUUGAAGGAGAUGAUUAUAUUGAAGUAGACGGUAUUCGGAUUAACAAACCUUUUGUGGAAAAGCCGGUGGAUGGGGAGGAUCAUAAUAUUUACAUUUAUUACCCCAUGAGUGCCGGUGGAGGCUGUAAACGUCUAUUUCGUAAGAUAGGAAAUCGAUCAAGUGAGUAUGAUCCACAGAUUAAUACCGUGAGGGCGGGAGAAGGUUCCUAUGUUUACGAAGAAUUUCUAUCUACCCAGGGAACUGAUGUCAAGGUCUACACGGUCGGUCCACACUAUGCCCACGCUGAAGCUCGCAAAUCACCCGUGCUAGAUGGACGUGUGGUACGAGACUCUGACGGCAAAGAAGUGAGAUGCCCAGUCAUACUUUCGACAGAGGAGAAGCAAGUGGCCUAUCGAGUAUGUAGAGCUUUUAAACAGACUAUAUGUGGCUUUGAUAUCUUGCGCGUACGUGAUGCCUCGUACGUGUGUGAUGUGAACGGCUGGAGUUUUGUCAAGAAUUCCGAAAAGUACUAUGACGACUGUGGCAUUUUGCUGACACAAUAUCUACAGCAGGCGUUAGCUGGCGCAACAGAUGGUGAGGGUUUUGGCACGAACAGCUCUGCCUUCAGCUCGGUCACUUUUCGAUUUGCACCGAAUGCUCCACCGCCAAGUGCAGAGCUGUCGGAACCGCCAACAGCGCAAAGGCAUGCAAUGCUUCGCGGGCCAUUUACUUCUAUUGCCGAGUCCGAGCUGUCCGAAGUUGAUAGUAUAACGGAUGGAAAUGAAGACGAUCUGUACCAAGAGGAAGAGCUACGUUGUGUUCUAGCUGUAAUUCGACACGGUGACCGCACGCCUAAACAGAAAAUGAAGAUGAAUGUCUGUCAUCCGGCCUUCCUCCAAUUUUACGAGGAUCGUCUGCGUGAGGCUCAAGAGGAAGAUGGCGAUGGAAAUGACACAAAAAAGAAAAAGAAAACGGAUUUGAAGAUUAAGGCCGUAGCGAACCUUGAACGCUUGCUUCUGGUAAGCAAAGAUUUAUUACACAAAUACGAGACGCGUGAUCCGGCGUUCAUGGAUUUUUUGGAGCAUGGCGAAGACAAAUUUGGUGAGGACGCAACGGAUCGUGUGAAGGGGUAUAGGACCCUGCGAGACGUGUUACAGCGCUGGCAACUUGUUGGGAUCAAUCGCAAAGUACAGCUGAAGCCCAAAAGUUUCGUUGAUGUGGCCGUUUCAACUACGAAUGAAAAUGGAGAACCGCAGAAGAUACGCCGCGUCAGCAAAUUGCUGCUAAUUAUCAAAUGGGGAGGAGAUCUAACGCACACAGGUGAAGAACAAGCAGAACAUUUGGGUCAAAAAUUUCGGCGUAUGAUGUACCCAGGUGGCGCUGGGGGCUUGAAUCGUUUGCACUCAACGUACCGUCACGAUCUUAAAAUCUACACAAGCGACGAAGGACGUGUCCAAAAGACAGCAGCUUCGUUUGCAAAAGGACUGCUUGAACUCGAGGGCGACAUCAUUCCUAUCUUGGUAGGGCUUGUGCUGAAGUCUAAGGAUGCAGACUCGAUGCUGGACCAAUCUGGAUCCUCUGCACAAGAAAUUAUAAUGCGAGUGAAGCAGCGCCUGCACAAGAUCAUUCACCGUGAAGACAAUUGCAGUCAAUUAAUUGACUCGAACUCGCGGCUUAUUCGCUCUGUGGCUCUUGCACUUACACAGGUUGAUCAGCCCAUAGAGAAGAUGGGAGUUAUGCACAAAUUGCUUCACUCGCUGAAGGAGCAACUGACGCGAAUAAUUCAAGAGAAGGCGCAGUUCCGCACAGAGAUAAACAGGCAGCAGACAAAGGCUACCGACGACAAACUGGUCGCUCCCGCAAUUGGUCGAUCAGCGAGUGUGAAUGAGUUGAAUCAGUCCAGGUGUCGCCACGUGCACUCGUACGCCUUUCGAAAGAAACAUAGUGAAGGAAGCAACAUAUCAAGUGAUGCUGCUAACAGCAGUGUGGGGUUACUUAAAAUGCAGUCACAAGAACCGCUGCCUCCAGAGGAAGUGAAGUACCCUGAGCCAUGUGGACGUGAGACUAUGGAGGUGAUGCGUGAGCGUUGGGCGAAGCUGUACCGUGAUUUUUACGUAAAAAAGCGUGAUACGUAUGAUUUGUCAAAGAUCCCAGACAUCCACGAUUGUAUUCGAUAUGAUGCUGUUCACAACGCACACUUGAACUUGACAGACGUGCGCGAGCUUCUGGAGAUUUCAAGUGCGUUGUCUCACGCUCUUGUGCCGCAAGAAUACGGAAUCAAUAUGGACGAGAAGAUUUUCAUUGGGUCAGCUAUGUGCCGAACGCUACUAACGAAGAUCAACACUGACUUGGAUCUGGCCCGUGGCCUCAAACCCGACUUACUAAAAGACCAUAACACCCAUCGUCUGAAUCCGUCAUAUGCAAAAAAGGUCAAGUCAGCCCACCGUUCCGUGCGCACACGCUUGUACUUCACAAGCGAAUCGCACUUGCACUCGCUGCUAAAUGUUCUACGCUAUGGCCGGGAGGAAUGCACGGUGAAAAGCCCUAUUGGUGAAGAAUCCCGAAAGUGGAUUGAGGAUAUCCCCGAGCUUUGUUAUAUGACUCAUUUUGUCUUGCGCGUUUUUGAGCGCAUCCAGUAUUCGCUGGACGACCCUCAACGCUUUCGCGUCGAGAUCUCUUUGUCUCCUGGAGCUGUCCAAGACCCUUUAGUGUCUGAUCCGGAGAAACAGAUUCAGGUUGCGCCGCUGAAAAUCAUCUCACGCGAAGGCCUCACAUGCCAGGAACUCGUUGACUAUGUUGCAAACUGCAUUGAUUAUGCAGAGGAAAACGAGGUCAAGGAGAUGAUCAGUCGCACGAUAGCAAGCAAGGAUAACGACAGUGUAGAGAACACGGCUGAGGAUAGCAGCAGUGGGGAUGUCACACCCGUUAAGCGUUCUGUGUACUCGCUCAGCGGCAACAGCAGCGACAGCAAUUUUAGCAAUGACAACUGA
Molecule: messenger RNA, 3294 nt
Organism: Peronospora belbahrii
Lineage: Eukaryota; Oomycota; Peronosporomycetes; Peronosporales; Peronosporaceae
Source: the annotation of a GenBank genome assembly